AUGUCCACCUCUACAGAGGACUCUGCCUUUGAGCUCGAGCGCGUCCAUCUUGUGCAGCGCAUUACCAACGGCCUGGUCGAGUCGGUGGCCAUCGCCAAGGAAGUCAACGCCAACAUGAGAUCGCUCGAGGAGCAGACGGCGGCGCUGGCAAGAUGGACAACCGUGUGGAACGGUUUCAGGGCAGAGCUUGCUGCAGGGCAUGUCCAAGCCGUUGACAUGCUACAGUCAUCGCAGUGAUGGCCUUCAUGAGCUGGCCGAGCCGCUCGGCGG
This is a messenger RNA of Thecamonas trahens ATCC 50062, 270 nucleotides long. RefSeq lists its product as uncharacterized. The transcript is spliced from 2 exons. Lineage: Eukaryota; Apusomonadida; Apusomonadidae. The coding region runs from base 1 to 237 and encodes 78 amino acids. The record is from RefSeq and is a predicted model, not a curated record.